CUAUUUUGAAGCCCAAAUAUUUGUCGCGGACUAUUUUGAAUCGUGCGGGUGACGAGCUAAAGCGCAUCGCGCACUUCACUCAUGGAAAUUCCAAAUUCCUGAAAAUUCUGCUGCAGCGUAGUUUUCCCUCUCAAAACCCCCAAUCUCCGCCAAAACCCUAAUUAUUCAUCUCCCCAUUUUGAAUUGGGGCGUGGGUACCCUCAGGAGUGCAAAUCUGUGAAAAACCCCCCAAUUUCUUCAAACCGCCGGCGUUUGAUUUCCCAAUAAACCCGUAAAAAUGCCUUCCCGGCCAGUCUGCGGCAAAAUCCUCCGGCUAGAGCUGGAGAAUUUCAAGUCGUACAAAGGCCACCAAAUUAUUGGUCCUUUCUACGAUUUCACCGCUAUAAUAGGACCCAACGGGGCUGGGAAGUCCAAUCUAAUGGACGCUAUAAGCUUCGUUCUUGGCGUCCGGACGGGUCAGUUGCGUGGGGCUCAGUUGCGGGACCUAAUUUACGCAUUCGACGAUCGUGAAAAGGAACAGAGGGGACGCAGGGCGCACGUCAAGCUCGUGUACCAGAUGCCUGAUGGCUCGGAAACUGAGUUCACCCGGUCAAUUACCCCCGCUGGUGGUAGUGAGUACAGGAUUGGGAGUUACGUUGUGAACUGGGAUGAUUACAACUCGAAGUUGAGGUCUCUUGGCAUCCUCGUCAAAGCGCGGAAUUUCCUUGUUUUUCAGGGAGAUGUGGAGUCUAUUGCCUCCAAAAACCCGAAGGAACUGACUUCACUAAUUGAACAAAUAUCUGGCUCUGAAGAAUACAAGCGACGGUAUGAAGAGCUGGAAGUAGAAAAGGCUGAAGCUGAUGAAAAGGCUGUUCUUGCUCAUCAGAAAAAGAAGACCAUAUCUGCUGAGAAAAAGCAAAAGAAGCUGCAAAAAGAAGAGGCAGAAAAGCAUCUCAGAUUGCAGGAGCAACUGAAAUCUUUGAAGCUGGAACACUAUCUUUGGCAGCUUCUGAACAUAAAAAGGGAUAUUGAAAAAGCUAAUGAGGAUAUGGAUGAAGAACAAAACAGCCUGAACAAUAUCAUGGUUGAACUGGAUACUUACGAAGCUGAACGUGGGAAAAAGAAUAAAGAACAGGCUGGAUAUUUGAAAGAGAUUGAAUAUUGCCGGAGGAGGAUUGCAGAGAAGCAUAAUAGACUUGACAACCAAACUGAUCUUGUCAAGUUGAAGGAGGAGAUAGCACGUCUAACCUCUAAAAUAAAAACUACAAGUAAAGAGCUGUCUAAGAAAAAAGAAGAAAGGAGGAGGCAUGUGGAAGAGGUUCAGAGACUUGAGGAUGACUUGAGGGCUGUAACACAACAACUCGAAGAGUUACGGGAAAAAAGCCAGGAUGCUGGUGGGAAACUUCAGUUAGUUGACAGUGAAUUAGAAACAUAUCACCAGAUUAAAGAGGAAGCUGGGAUGAAAACUGCAAAACUAAAGGAUGAGAAGGAAGUUUUGGACCGACAACAAAAUGCUGAUAUUGAAGCCCAGAAGAAUUUGGAAGAAAAUAUACAGCAGUUGGAAAAUCGAAAGCAGGAAUUAGAGUUGCAGGAGAAAAAUAUGGAAACUAAAUCCAAGAAAAUCCUUGAAACUGUUAGGAAGUACAAGGAAGAUCUUCUUAGAGUGGGUAAGGAACAGCGUGAGAUGAAAGAUAAACUUGUGGACUCCAGGCGCAAAUAUGAUAUGUUGAAGGCAAAGAUUACUGAUGUGGACAAUCAGCUUCGGGAAUUGAAGGCUGAUAGACAUGAAAAUGAGAGGGAUGUUAGGUUUUCUCAGACAGUUGAAACUUUGAAACGCCUCUUUCCUGGGGUUCAUGGUCGCAUGACUGAUCUCUGUAGACCUUCACAAAAGAAGUAUAAUCUUGCUGUCACUGUUGCUAUGGGUAGAUUCAUGGAUGCAGUGGUAGUUGAAGAUGAACAAACUGGAAAGGAAUGUAUCAAGUAUCUGAAAGAGCAAAGGCUACCGCCACAAACAUUUAUACCUCUUCAGUCAGUGCGUGUGAAGCCAGUCAUAGAGAAGUUGCGCACCUUGGGUGGAACUGCAAAGCUGGUUUUUGAUGUCAUACAAUUUGAUCCUGUGUUGGAAAAAGCUAUUUUGUUUGCUGUUGCAAAUACCUUAGUCUGUGACGAUCUUGAUGAAGCUAAGCAUUUGAGCUGGACUGGACAGAGGUUCAAAGUUGUGACUACUGAUGGAAUUUUGUUGACCAAAUCUGGUACAAUGACUGGUGGGACAAGUGGCGGGAUGGAAGCCCGCUCACAUAAAUGGGAUGAUAAGAGAGUAGAAGGGCUUAAGAAGAAAAAGGAAGAUCUGGAGUCUGAAUUGGAAAUGCUUGGUUCAAUUCGAGAAAUGCAGCUUAAGGAGUCUGAAGCAUCUGGGAAAAUUAGUGGCCUUGAGAAGAAUAUUCAGUAUAAAGAAAUUGAAAAGAAAAGUAUCGAGGACAAACUGAGUAAAUUGAAAGUUGAGAAGCGCAGCAUUGAAGAUGAAAUUAGCCGUGUCAAACCUGAAGCUCGGAAGUUGGAAAAUGCUAUUGCCACAAGGGCAUCAAAGAUUGAAUCACUGGAGAAGAGAAUAAAUGAUAUUGUUGACCGAAUCUACAAGAAAUUUAGUGAGUCUGUUGGAGUAAAAAACAUCCGUGAAUAUGAAGAAAACCAUCUCAAGGAAAUUGAGCAGACAGCUGCAGAAAGAUUCAACUUGCAUAACCAGCAAUCAAAACUUAAGUACCAGUUGGAGUAUGAAAAGAAACGAGACAUGGGUUCUCGUAUUUCCAAGCUGGAAUCAACACUUACCAACUUGAAAAGUUCGUUAAAAGAGGUUGAGAGAAGGCAAAAUGAUUUGAAGUCGUCGACCGAGACUAUAACUUCUGAGAUUGAAAAUUUGAAGGAAGAAGUACAAGAAUGGGAAUUGAAAGCAAAGGAGUGUGAUAAGGAUAUCCAAUCGUGGAAGAAAAAAAUAUCUGCUGCUACAUCAAAUAUUACCAAGCAUAACCGUCAAAUUAAGUCGAAGGAGGCUCUGAUAGAGCAACUGAAUUCGCGGAAGCAAGAGAUACUGGAUAAGUGUGAGGUAGAGCAUAUUGACAUUCCAACUGUUGAGGACCCCAUGGAAACAGAAGCAUCUGAAGGGACAGUUUAUGACUUUAGUUUACUGAGUAGAUCUCUUCAGCAAAGGUCAAAACCAUCUGAGAGGGAUAAGAUUGAAGCAGACUUCUCACAGAAAAUUGCUGCCUUGGAUGCUGAAAUUGGAAGAACGGCUCCAAAUUUGAAGGCACUGGAUCAAUAUGAGGCUGUUUUGGAGAAAGAAAGGGACGCAUCCAGAGAGUGGGAAGCAGCCAGAGAAGAACAGAACAAAGUAACAGGAGAAUACAACAAAGUUAGGCAAACCAGGCAUGAAUUAUUUAUGCAAGCUUUUAACCACAUCUCCACUAACAUCGACAAAAUAUAUAAUGAACUCACCAAAAGCAAUGCAAACUUGGUGGGUGGGACAACCGGUACCCAUGCUGUGGGUGGAACUGCAUUUCUGAACUUGGAGAACCCAGAUGAGCCUUACCUGUUUGGCAUCAAAUACAGUGCCAUGCCCCCAACCAAGAGGUAUCGGGAUAUGUCACAGCUGUCUGGUGGUGAGAAGACUGUUGCAGCACUUGCAUUGCUUUUUGCCAUCCACAGUUUCCGGCCAUCGCCUUUUUUCAUAUUGGAUGAAGUGGAUGCUGCAUUGGAUAAUUUAAAUGUUGCUAAAGUUGCUAGUUUCAUCCGAUCAAAGUCAUGUGGCGGCCGAACGGACCACCAAGAAAUAGAACUUGGAUCUGGUUUUCAGAGCAUUGUGAUUUCACUCAAGGACAACUUCUAUGACAAAGCCGAAGCACUUGUUGGUGUUUACCGUGAUUCCGACAGAGGGUGCUCAAGGACACUGACCUUUGACCUGACGAAAUACCGGGAAUGAUGAGAGGAAGGAACAAGAGUCGAGGCAUUGGUGGAUGUGUGUAUUAUGGAAGAAUUUGCAGCAUGUAAUGGAGUGAAUGAAUGAAUGAAUGUACAUGAAGAAGGCGUGUGUUAAAUUUGUUUGUAGGUCUUUUCUUUUAUAGUCUGGGAUUGAUUAUCAAUAAAUGUAGAGAGAUUUGUAAAUUUUAUCAUGUUACCAAAAUUUAUACCCCUAGCUACCUACUGUCUAGUGUCUACUACUAUAAAUAAUAAUAAUGCACCUGCACUGCACCUUGUUCCCUUCUCCUCUUCUGGAUGGAUUUUAUGGUCUUUUAGACACAGCUUUGUGUGAAGGGAGGAGACCUUUUUAUUU
Molecule: messenger RNA, 4303 nt
Organism: Andrographis paniculata
Lineage: Eukaryota; Viridiplantae; Streptophyta; Magnoliopsida; Lamiales; Acanthaceae
Product: structural maintenance of chromosomes protein 1
Exons: 18
Coding region: 278-3952 (1224 amino acids)
Biological process (GO): sister chromatid cohesion
Cellular component (GO): nucleus; cohesin complex; chromosome
Molecular function (GO): ATP binding; protein binding; ATP hydrolysis activity
Source: RefSeq, a predicted model, not a curated record